Molecule: messenger RNA, 7007 nt
Organism: Hipposideros armiger (great roundleaf bat)
Lineage: Eukaryota; Metazoa; Chordata; Mammalia; Chiroptera; Hipposideridae
Gene: WASHC4
Product: WASH complex subunit 4
Exons: 26
Coding region: 1854-4811 (985 amino acids)
Biological process (GO): endosome organization; endosomal transport
Cellular component (GO): endosome; WASH complex
Source: RefSeq, a predicted model, not a curated record
ACCGCUGUUGCUCAGAGCUCUCACUCGCACUCUUUGAGCAAGCUCUUAACCAACUGAGCCACUCAGCCGGCCCUUGAACACAUUUUCAGUCUUUACCAUUCCUCCUACCACAAAAUAAUAUUUCACAUGAUUAAUAAUUUAUACUUCAAGUUUUCUCCACUUAACUGCAGUCAUGUGCCACAUAAUGAUGUUUUGGUCAACGAUGGACCACACAUAUGACAGUGGUCUCAUAGAUUAUGGGGCUGAAAAUUCCUAUCACCUAGUGACAUCGUAGCCAUGAUAGUGCUGUAGCACAACAUGUUACACAGAUACUUACCACUGAGUUAUAGUGGCCUACAGUAUUUAGUUCAGUAACACCCUAGGUUUGUAGCCUGGAAGCUGUAGGGGGACAGAAUUUGUCACCCAAAAAUAUGUCCGUUUGGCGUAAGGUUUAUUUUGGACUGGUUAGUUUUGAGAAACAGCAGACAUGGAAGAAGCUCUGAAAACCAGGUAGAAGUUACUCUCUAAAAUACAUUUACAUUUGUAAGGGAAAACUCCGUUUGUAAGGAUGUCUCCUUCCCUGUACUAAAAUAUCUCAGCCAAGCACCGAGAGGGUAGAGGGAAAAUUAUUUUUCUUCCCCUACAGAGAAAUAGGUAUACCAUAUAGCUAGCCUAGGUGUGCAGUAGGCUAUACCACCUUGGUUUGUGUAAUACACUCUGUGAUGCUUGCAUAAUGACAAAAUUGCCUAACAACACAUUUCUCAGAACAUAUCCCUGUUGAUAAGCGGCACAUGACUAUAUAAUUAUAAACUUACAAUAACUUUGUUUAGAUAUAUCACUAGGGAAUUCUCAAUUAUGAGAAGAGAUAACUGAGGCCCUGAGGAAUUAUUUGCCAAGAUUCCAUAGCAAUUUAGAUAUUGUUUUGUUCACCAGUCCAUUCAUUGUUAUUCUCAAUAUAGAAUGCUGCAUCCUACCUGUCUUAUAAACAGGAAGAAGGUGUUAAGUGUUUCCCAUUCUCAUGUUUUCCCCCUCAGUCUGGUAUUUAUUUUAUGUUCUGUCCUUUCACUGAAACUGGUCUCCUGGCAGAAGGGAAUGAGAGUGUAACCCCCAACCCCAGCAGUACCUGGUAUGUAAUUCAGGCGAACUCUGCCCAAGGAAGAUGAAAUUCAUUUGAAUUUUGUGUUUAAUUUUUAAAAUAUUCUAUCUUGUGGAAUAUAUGUGCUUUGAUAUAUAAAUACUAUCUUAAAUUAUUUACUGUUGAAUAAAUUGCAUCUCUAGGAAGUAGAAUUGAAUUAUCCCAGGCCUUUUGACUAAUAAUCCUAGUUGUAUGCAUUGUUUUUCAGUAGGGAUGACAACUCAGAAAUAAACCUGACUAAAGAGAGGACUACUUCCCAAAUGCCAGUUUGGGGAGGAUAACAAAGAUUCUAGUUGGGAAUUGGGCAAUUCUAAUAGUUUAGAAAGAAAUGAGUAUUAGUUUUGUUAUUUGUCUGCCUCCCUCCCAAGCUCGAUCCCUUAGGUUUAAAAGGCUAAAGUUAUCCGUGGACCCAUAUAUUGUCAUGUUCCUGCCCAUUGAGUUGGAUAUAGGCAAGGACAGGCCAGACUAUGUAUGUACAAGUUAGUUCCCGUCUUGGGAAAGUGGGAUGUGGUAGUAAUUCCAUGGAUCUCUUAAAUUUUGGGGACUAAAGCCUAAAUAAAGGUAAAUACAUAUUAAAAUCCCAAGAGUUCUUGCUGCUAUGUGUUUUCCUUAAAGUGAAAAGAAAUUGUGACCUAAAAAUGAGGUGUAUUUUUUUUUAACUUGGAUGUUAUUUUAUUAUAGGGUUGCACCCAAAAUUAUAGAGACAACUGGAGUUCAUUUUCAGGUUUUUUGACAGACUAUGUAUGAGCACUUGGGAGAGCUGCUAACAGUUUUGCUUACCCUGGAUGAAAUUAUUGAUAAUCAUAUUACAUUAAAAGACCACUGGACUAUGUAUAAAAGGUUACUGAAAUCUGUCCAUCACAAUCCUUCAAAAUUUGGAAUUCAGGAAGAAAAACUAAAGCCAUUUGAAAAGUUCUUGCUGAAGCUAGAGGGUCAGUUACUUGAUGGAAUGAUAUUUCAGGCCUGUAUAGAACAGCAGUUUGAUUCUCUCAAUGGGGGAGUAUCUGUGUCAAAAAAUAGCACUUUUGCUGAAGAAUUUGCACAUAGUAUUCGUUCAAUUUUUGCAAAUGUAGAAGCCAGACUUGGGGAGCCUUCUGAAGUUGACCAGAGAGACAAGUAUGUUGGAAUUUGUGGACUUUUCGUACUGCACUUUCAAAUUUUUCGAACUGUUGAUAAAAAGUUUUAUAAGUCUUUAUUGGACAUUUGUAAGAAGGCACCAGCCAUCACUCUAACUGCUAAUAUUAUUUGGUUUCCUGAUAAUUUUUUGAUCCAGAAGAUACCAGCAGCUGCCAAACUUCUAGACAGAAAAAGUCUUCAAGCCAUUAAAAUACACAGAGAUACUUUUCUACAGCAGAAAGCUCAAUCACUUACCAAAGAUGUACAGUCUUACUACGUCUUUGUGAGCUCAUGGAUGAUGAAAAUGGAAUCUAUUUUAUCUAAAGAGCAGAGAAUGGAUAAAUUUGCUGAAGACCUCACCAAUAGAUGUAAUGUUUUUAUACAGGGCUUCUUAUACGCAUAUAGUAUUAGUACCAUUAUUAAAACCACGAUGAAUCUCUACAUGUCCAUGCAAAAGCCAAUGACCAAAACUUCAGUUAAGGCAUUAUGCAGGCUUGUUGAACUUCUCAAGGCAAUAGAGCAUAUGUUCUACAGGAGAAGCAUGGUUGUGGCUGAUUCAGUUUCACAUAUAACACAGUACCUUCAACAUCAAGCUCUUAAUUCUAUUUCUGUGGCCAAGAAAAGAGUAAUUUCUGACAAAAAAUAUAGCGAACAGCGUCUUGAUGUGCUCUCUGCUCUAGUAUUGGCUGAAAACACUCUAAAUGGACCAAGCACAAAACAACGACGACUUAUUAUUUCUUUGGCACUAAGUGUUGGCACACAGUUGAAAACAUUUAAAGAUGAAGAACUCUUUCCACUUCAAGUAGUCAUGAAAAAGCUGGAUCUUAUCAGUGAACUUAGAGAAAGAGUCCAAACACAGUGUGACUGUUGUUUUUUAUACUGGCAUCGAGCUGUGUUCCCAAUUUAUUUAGAUGAUGUAUAUGAAAAUGCUGUUGAUGCAGCCAGAUUACAUUACAUGUUCAGUGCCUUACGUGACUGUGUACCUGCUAUGAUGCAUGCAAGGCAUUUAGAGUCCUACGAAAUACUUCUGGAUUGCUAUGACAAGGAAAUUAUGGAAAUUUUAAAUGAGCAUUUGCUGGACAAGUUGUGCAAAGAGAUAGAGAAGGACCUACGGCUUUCUGUGCACACUCACUUAAAGCUGGAUGAUCGGAACCCUUUCAAAGUUGGCAUGAAAGACCUGGCCCUGUUUUUCUCUCUGAAUCCAAUUCGUUUUUUCAAUCGUUUCAUUGACAUUCGAGCUUAUGUAACUCACUACCUAGACAAGACUUUCUACAAUCUAACAACAGUGGCUCUUCAUGACUGGGCCACUUACAGUGAAAUGAGAAAUCUAGCUACUCAGCGUUAUGGAUUGGUUAUGACAGAGGCACAUCUUCCUAGUCAGACUUUGGAACAGGGCCUGGAUGUUUUGGAAAUUAUGAGAAACAUUCAUAUAUUUGUGUCUCGAUAUCUCUACAAUCUCAAUAAUCAGAUUUUUAUUGAACGGACAAGCAAUAACAAACAUUUGAACACUAUUAAUAUUCGGCAUAUUGCUAAUUCAAUUCGAACACAUGGCACAGGAAUCAUGAAUACAACUGUUAAUUUCACCUACCAGUUUUUGAAAAAGAAGUUCUAUAUAUUUAGCCAGUUUAUGUAUGAUGAACAUAUCAAAUCCAGAUUGAUUAAAGAUAUUCGGUUUUUCAGGGAAAUCAAGGACCAAAAUGAUCAUAAGUAUCCUUUUGAAAGAGCUGAAAAAUUCAAUCGAGGCAUCAGAAAACUUGGAAUAACCCCAGAGGGACAGAGCUACCUUGAUCAGUUCAGGCAGCUCAUCAGCCAAAUUGGUAAUGCUAUGGGCUACAUACGAAUGAUAAGAUCUGGUGGUCUUCAUUGUAGCAGCAAUGCCAUUAGAUUUGUGCCUGAUCUUGAAGAUAUUGUAAAUUUUGAAGAACUAGUAAAAGAAGAAGGUCUUGCAGAAGAAACAUUAAAAGCAGCAAGGCAUUUGGAUUCAGUCCUCAGUGAUCACACACGAAAUUCUGCCGAAGGCACAGAGUAUUUCAAAAUGCUCGUAGAUGUUUUUGCGCCAGAAUUUCGAAGGCCAAAGAAUAUACAUCUCCGAAAUUUCUAUAUCAUUGUUCCCCCUCUGACCCUCAACUUUGUAGAGCAUUCCAUUAGUUGCAAGGAGAAAUUGAAUAAAAAAAAUAAAAUUGGAGCUGCUUUUACUGAUGAUGGCUUUGCCAUGGGUGUGGCUUACAUUCUGAAGCUUUUGGAUCAGUACCAGGAAUUUGACUCGCUUCACUGGUUCCAGUCUGUUAGAGAGAAGUACUUGAAGGAGAUAAGAGCAGUUGCUAAGCAACAGAAUGUGCAGUCUACUAAUCAAGAUGAAAAACUACUACAAACCAUGAAUCUCACUCAGAAGCGACUGGAUGUCUAUCUACAGGAAUUUGAAUUGCUCUAUUUCUCACUAAGUAGUGCAAGAAUUUUCUUCAGAGCUGAUAAGACUGCGGCUGAAGAAAACCAAGAGAAGAAGGAGAAGGAAGAAGAGACUAAAGCAAGCAAUGGAGACCUGUCCGACAGCACUGUUUCUGCAGAUCCUGUUGUCAAAUGAUAUUGAUGGUAUGUGGCGCCCCUGUGAAAUCAUCAGAAUUGUGUCAAUACUGUUGCCAGUGAAAUGGAUGUUAGUAAGCUAAUGAUGGGACACAUCUCUGGGAAGUACUAAGAUGUUGCAAAUCUUUAAGGCAGUGCUCUAAAGUUAAGUCCAUUCUUCCAAAGGCUCUACUUUUCAAAGGUAGAGAAUGAGAUUUUAAAGUUGGAUAUUUGCCUGGACUUUAGGCUAAAAGAUGUGCCUAAGAACAGUUAUUUGAAGUGAAGUUAUAGAAGGGCCAAUCCAUAUUCUUAAACUGCCACCUCAGAUCUCUUGUAAUCUACAUUAAUGUUUAUAAUUUGUAUUUGCAUAGGUCUUUGAUGCAUAUUUGUCCAGUCAUUGGAAAUUCAAUGUAUAUACUAUGUACAGCCAGUAAAUACGUGCUUAAACAAAAGGACUUGAGCCUAAAAUUCAUGAAGCAUACAUAUCAAUAUUCUUAUAAAAGGAAUAUAUGAAGAUGGUUUUGAUACUGGAGGUGAGGCAGUGUGUGUUAUGUACCCUUUAUGUACAGUACAGAUUCAUUGUUACCUUCAUGUGACUCACAAGAGCUGCUGCUGUCCUUGGUGAGACAUUUUAUAACUAGUUUACAUCGCUUUGAGAACAUUUACCCUCCAACAACAGCUUUAAAUUUAAGAUUUACUUAAUACGCAAGAUGAAAGAAAAUUCAGAUAAAGCCAUAGAGUCUACUUGAAGCUUCACUUUUGGUUGAAGGCACUAUGUAUGAUAUCAGAGAAAAACUGAAUGAAUUCCUAUUUCUACAUCCAAACUCAGGUUUCUUCUUCAUAGGUUGAAUUGAAAUCUUGGUGAUGGUUUGGGCAGAUUUUUUCUUUAAACCAAGUAUAAUCUAAGACCUCAGAUUAAGCACUGUGCAGGCUUUUAAAAAAACUACCACUGUGAGAAUAAAGUUCUAAUAAAUUAAAUCAUUUACUGCUUUAAAAAGUAUAGAAAGAUUUUGAGUAAAUUUAGUUCCCAGCAAGCUACUAGCUUUAUUUUUGUAAAGAUUGUCAUUUAAUAGUUCAGUGGUUAAUCAUGGCCUAUAAUCUUUUAAUAUAAUACAAUAGUACUUUUACAAUGAAAACAGGAAAGUUUAAAACUGCAUGUAAUGCCAACAUCAUUUUGGGGAAUACUUGAUUUUCCAUUACACUUGCCUAUUAAGCAUUUCUUUGGGUAAAUCCUGCAAGUAAUUCUGACAUUGUUGUUUGAUUUCCAGCUUUUGGAACAGGUGUACAAUGCCCUGUAUUCAUUGGUUACGGUCAGGGUCAUUUUCCCAGCCCAAGAUAAACGCUUUCACUGUUAAAAGUCAGAAGAAACAGAAUAGGUAGGAAAUUUUUUUUUUUAAUGUAAACAUGACUUAACUGAAUUCUGGACAGUGAAUGAAUUAAAGGCAUUUAAUAUUUGUAAUUCAUAUUAACUGUAGAAAUGGCCCUAAAGCAUGCUGCAUAAUUAAUAAUUUAUAUUUUCAUUAUUGUAAAUGUUUAUAUUAAUGAUCUUGCAUUGAAGUGUAUCAAAUUUGUCACCAUUUCAUAGCAACAGUACUGCUUUUCUGUUUGUCUUCUCUAACUUCCCUAAAAUCAUCUCCUUUAAAAGGGAUAGAAAUUGUAAUUAGAAGAGAAUCAGAUGUCUUUGUUCAUUAUCCCCAUACAUGUCAUUUAUUUUAUCAAUAAUACAUAGAGUUCACAUGCUGACCGUAUGGACACCUAUAAUUGAGAAGCAAGUAACAGAUUAUUUUGCCUUUAGUUCAAAAUAAUAUCACUGCAUCUGGAUAUAGUAAGUUCAUACAUUUGAAAUAAAAUCUCUGAAAAGAUUACGCAUAUUUCAAUGUUAUUGAAGUGCAGAGUAACAAGAGUUUGAGUGACUCACACCUAAGUUAAUACACACAUUUGGAUGAUGGCUAUCCUUGCUAACAUAUUAAUGUUAACAUUUUCAUUUUUUUGAAACAUACUGUAAUUUAAAAUUAGUGUGAGCUUUUGUUGUAAAUCACAGAAAACUUAAUGUUCAAAUUCUCAGGAAUUAAGGACUAACCAUAACAUUGUCAGUUCUAAUUAAAUUUUGUACAAGAUGGCAAGUUUGUUACUCCACUUGAGUAGGGCUUCCCCCUUGCUUAAUUUGAAUAGAAUACAAUAUGUAUAACACAUCAAUAAAUAUUAUUUCAAAAAUGUA